Cydia pomonella (codling moth) is the source of this 1534-nucleotide messenger RNA. RefSeq names its product uroporphyrinogen-III synthase-like (gene Uros1). Bases 205 to 954 code for a protein of 249 amino acids. The record is from RefSeq and is a predicted model, not a curated record. Lineage: Eukaryota; Metazoa; Arthropoda; Insecta; Lepidoptera; Tortricidae. Gene Ontology annotation, biological process: uroporphyrinogen III biosynthetic process. Gene Ontology annotation, molecular function: uroporphyrinogen-III synthase activity. The transcript has 2 exons.
CAUAUUUUAUGAAAUUAAAAAACAGAGCUGCCAAACUUAUGUCACUGUCACUUUGAGGAAAUACGGAAACGUCAAAAUACAAAGGAUAUUCAAAACUUUCAAUUUUCUUUUCUAUCUAAAAAGUACUGGGCCGAAAGGAACUCAAAGAACCGGUCACCUGUCAUGGGCCGCGCGACACAAAGGAGCGCCAGCUGAGUCGACGCAAUGAAAAAGGUGGUGCUGUUUAAGGGCGCGUCGGAGGAGUACGAGCGCGCCUUCCGCGACCAUAACUACGAGACGAUUUUCGUGGAGCCGCUGCAGUUUACGUGCGUGAACCUGGAGGCGCUGGGCACGGCGCUGCGCGGCGAGUACACCGGGCUCGUGCUCACAAGCGCGCGCGCGGCCGAGGCGGUGGCACGCUGCUGGGACCCCGCCCGCUUCGUGGCCUGGAGCGCGCGCCGGGUCUACACCGUCGGCGACGCCACCGCGCACAAGAUCAAGCUCCUGCUCGGCCUCGAGGCUUUAGGCACCACUGCCGGCAAUGGUGAGAACCUCGCUAAGAUUAUUGUGAAAGAAAAUGCGAGCUCUAGCAAAUUCCUCUUCCCAUGCGGUAAUUUACGAUCGGAAACCCUCCCCACCAUCCUUCAAUCUAAAGGUAUUUCAGUAGACUCGCUAACUGUCUAUGAGACCAAGGAGAAUGACAAUUUAAAAGCGGAUUUGAUGGAGCUGAAUGGGUCCACACAUGACCCAUGCUGUAUGGUGUUCUUCAGUCCCUCGGGCUGUGAGUACAUCCAUCGGCAACUGCAAACAUUCAGCAACCGACUGACUGACCUCCCGUACUUUGCCAUUGGGAACUCCACUGCACAUAAAAUUGAGAAUUUGGGUGUAGAGAUUGCGGGUGUGGCGGAAAAGCCCCGCCCCGAGAGUGUGAUAGAGUCGGUUCAGAAGUAUUUUGCUGCAGGCACUAGUAGUUAGUGGCACUAUUAGACCACAAACAAGUAGUGCCCCUGUACCCUUAACCCUUUAAUGGUUCACUUUAAAAAAAACAUGAUUGAAGACUCAUUGCCGCUUUAAAGUCCUAAAAAUUAUGCAUAAGAAAAAAUACAAAGAUAUGAUGUUACAGGGGUUUGCUGUAUCAUAUCUAGUGUGCCCUAUAAAGAGUUAAACCAUUGGCCUUGCUUGCAUAGCAGCUAAAAUUUUAUUAUUCUUAAUGAUAAUACUUCUUUUGAACAUAUGAAAAGUGCAAUAAAAUGGUAAAUAUGUAUAUAUAAAAGACUGAUAUAUAUAUAAUCUGGUGGCCAUAUAACAGCUUUCAAAUUUGCAUUUCUGUGAAAGGGGCUACCAUUCCAUAUAAAAAUAGAAAAAAGUAAUUAUAGUGGAAAAACUCAAAUAUUACAGGCCAUAUUGUACAUUAAAUGAAAAUUUAUGAAUAAAAUAUUCCCAGUUCAAUUUUUUAGAUUUCAUAAGCAUUAGGUGUUGGUAUUGUUAUAUUUUUUUAUUGUUUGUUGUGAUUCUUACACAUGUACAAAUUUUUCAUAAAAAAUUACAAAAACUA